GAUCGAAAAAGCCACGCGUCAAGACAUUUACAGUUUCUAUUGUAUACAAUUCUUGAUCAAGCUUGGUUUCCUCUAGGAGAAAGUUAACAAAUAUGAUAAAGAAGGCUUUCUCAGCUUUCAUCCUCACAGGUUUUUUCUUUUGUCUCCAUUGGGGAAAUACUGAAGGACUCGCUGAUGACGUCAACAGCUGUCAUGAAUAUAUCAAAAUAGGAUGCUAUCGUGACAGUCUGAGGAAACCACGCCCAUUGCCAAAAUUGAUUAAAAACUAUCGUUCGGUCUUCAACUGGCACUCUCCAAAGGAAUCAAUAAACAGCCAAGUGUCGCAGUGCGCCGAAGAGGCUUACCAGAGAGGCUUCACAAUAUUCGGUCUUCAAUUCUAUGGCGAAUGCUGGAGCGGAGCAAAUGCCUCUCAAACGUACGCAAAGGAUGGGGGGAGUGACCGGUGUGUUUCGGCAGUUGAUAACGAGUUAGAAUUACAACCAUGCAAAGAUGAUUCAAGUGAAGCCUGUACUGGGGCUAGCAUGUCGAAUUAUGUCUAUGAAAUCAUUGAUCCAGUGAAUGGCACGUUAACCACCUGGUCCGCAUGGGAUCCAUGCAGCAAAAGUUGCGGAGGAGGUCAGCAGAAGAGGACAAGAUCGUGCACUGAUCCUUCACCGAGCAAAUGUGGAAAACCUUGCGUCGGUAACACGGAGGAAACUACCAGCUGUAACACUCAUUCGUGUCCUGCACCUUGCCUGGACGAGAGUUCUGCAUGUAAAACGUACAAAGACCUUGGACUUUGUGAUGAUCGCUAUCCUGAUGUCCUCCGACUUUGCAGAAAGUCUUGCGGAAGAUGCUGAGAUAAAAUUAUCCUCGAAAUGAGCGGGUAAACCUUUCUGUUGAAGAAUGCCCCAAGUACCUAAUGUAAAGGACACGAUGAAGUAACGGCUUUGAUAAUUGAUAAAGAUCCCAUGAUGUUGAACUGGAGAGUAGAAGAACAUGUAUCUAUAUUAUUAAUUCGGCACAACUUUGGAAAUAACUGUAAUGCAUGACAAUUAUGAAUAAAGUAACCAGAAAAUCGA
Molecule: messenger RNA, 1061 nt
Organism: Stylophora pistillata
Lineage: Eukaryota; Metazoa; Cnidaria; Anthozoa; Scleractinia; Pocilloporidae
Source: RefSeq, a predicted model, not a curated record